Molecule: messenger RNA, 5471 nt
Organism: Meriones unguiculatus (Mongolian gerbil)
Lineage: Eukaryota; Metazoa; Chordata; Mammalia; Rodentia; Muridae
Gene: E2f7
Product: E2F transcription factor 7
Exons: 13
Coding region: 177-2930 (917 amino acids)
Biological process (GO): regulation of transcription by RNA polymerase II
Cellular component (GO): RNA polymerase II transcription regulator complex
Molecular function (GO): RNA polymerase II cis-regulatory region sequence-specific DNA binding; DNA-binding transcription factor activity, RNA polymerase II-specific
Source: RefSeq, a predicted model, not a curated record
GUGUUUUAGCGGGGACGGCGGUCCCGGGCUUGGAGCUGCGCGAAGGCGGGUGGGAAGCGCCCGUCGCUCGGCGGACACCGCGGGCUGGAGCGGAGGACCUGCGUGCCUCGCCCUGCCCUGCCCAUGUCACCAGCCCUCCGCUGAGAUCUACACGUCCUGCCCGGGCACGCGUGCGGAUGCGGGUGUCCCCGGAGACGGGAAGCGUCCAUCGCACCGCGGCGAUGGAGGUAAAUUGUUUAACACUAAAAGACCUGAUCAGCCCCAGGCAGGCCAGACUAGAGUUUGCUGUUGAAGAUGCAGAAAAUGCACAAAAGGAAAAUAUAUUUGUUGACCGAUCAAGGAUGACUCCCAAGACCCCAAUGAAAAAUGAACCGAUUGACCUGUCAAAGCAAAGAAUCUUUACUCCAGAAAGAAACCCUAUUACUCCGGUAAAGCUGGUUGACAGGCAGCAGCAGGUGGAGCCAUGGACACCCACAGCCAACCUGAAGAUGCUUAUCAGCGCAGCCAGCCCAGACAUAAGAGACCGAGAGAAGAAAAAGGAGCUGUUCAGGCCCAUUGAGAAUAAAGAGGAUGUAUUUGUGAACUCCCUGCAGCUUGAAGUUGUUGGUAACAGUGCUGUGGACGACUACGAAAAGCAAAGGCCAAGCAGGAAACAGAAAAGUUUAGGGCUGCUGUGCCAGAAGUUUCUGGCUCGCUAUCCAAGUUAUCCCUUGUCAACUGAGAAAACCACCAUUUCCCUAGAUGAAGUCGCCGUCAGUCUUGGUGUGGAAAGGAGGCGCAUCUACGACAUCGUAAAUGUGCUGGAGUCCCUGCAUCUGGUCAGCCGGGUGGCUAAGAAUCAGUAUGGCUGGCAUGGUCGGCACAGCCUGCCCAAAACCCUGAGGACACUACAGCGGCUGGGAGAAGAACAGAAAUACGAAGAGCAGAUGGCCUGCCUCCAGCAGAAGGAAUUGGACUUGGUGGAGUAUAGGCUUGGAGAACGAAGGAAAGAUGGGUCUCCAGAUCCCCAGGAUCAACACCUACUUGAUUUUUCUGAGUCCGACUACCCCUCUUCAUCUGCAAACAGUCGAAAAGAUAAAUCUCUAAGAAUUAUGAGCCAAAAGUUUGUCAUGCUGUUCCUUGUCUCCAAAACCAAGAUCGUUACCCUGGAUGUGGCCGCCAAAAUCCUCAUAGAAGAAAGCCAAGACACCCCAGACCACAGUAAAUUCAAAACAAAGGUACGACGGCUCUACGACAUAGCCAAUGUUCUGACCAGCUUGGCUCUGAUAAAGAAAGUGCACGUUACAGAAGAGCGAGGCCGCAAACCAGCCUUCAAGUGGAUCGGGCCCGUGGACUUCAGCUCCAUUGACGAAGAACUAUUGGAUGUCUCUACAUCUGUCUUACCGGAAUUGAAGAAAGAAACAUAUGGCCAGAUUCGAGUGUGUGCAAAGCAGAGGCUGGCGCGCUACGGUUCCUUUAACACGGUUCAGACAUCUGAGAAGAUACAGAGGAAAGUGAGCUCGGAACCCAGCAGCCCCCAGGGAGGAAAACAAGGGUCAGCGUAUUCCCUAGAAAUUGGAAGUCUGGCAGCCAUCUACAGACAGAAAGUAGAAGAUAAUUCACAGGGGGGAGCCUUCUCCAGUAAGAGAGUGGUGCCUCCAGCAAGCGGCUUGGACCCCGCCCUCCCCGUUGACUCCGAAUAUUGCGUGAAGCCUGUAGCCCACCCAGUGUUCUCUGUUGCUCAAACAGACGUGCAGGCCUUCACCACACAGAAUGGUCUAAAUGGACAAGUAGGUGUCCCCCUUCCUGCUGCAGCCUCCGACACAGAGGGCUUAAAGCCAGCUCUGCUUGCCAGCCAGCCCCUGGUCUACGUGCCCUCCACCUCUCUGUUCAUGCUGUGCGGGAGCCUGCAGGAGGGACUGUCCCCAGAGUCGAGAUCAGAGGAGGAUGGCGGUGGCUCAGAAGUCCCAGCCGACCUGUCACUGACACCCUCCUCUCAGAAGCGCCUGUGUGAGGAGAGGGAUCCUCAGGAGGAGGAUGAGCCUGCCAUGAAAAGACAAAGUCAGGAGUUUGAAGACAGCCCCUUAUCUCUAGUCAUGCCCAAGAAACCCUCAAAUCCCGCAGACCUCGCCUGCCCUGUGACCACGGGGAAUGGGAGAGGUACACCCCCGGAAGACGCCCGUGCGAAGGGUCAGCUGCCUGCGGCAGAAGUGUCAGGAAAGGCUGCUGCAAACUGCUUCGUUGCUUCUGACUGUGGAAACCCUUCAAGAAGCCCAGACACUGAAAAGCUUUCAAAUGAAAACGAGAUCACCAAAGACCCAUCCCUGAUGCCUUACCUGUAUGUGCAGUCUCCGGCAGGGUUAAAUGGUUUCAACAUGCUCUUACCUGGUGGGCAAAACCCCCACACGAUGGGGCCGUCCUCGGGUCAGCUGCCGUCCUUCGGUGUCCCCUGCAUGUUCGUACCGUCUCCAGGCUUGGGCCCCUUUCCAGUUCUCUAUUCACCAGCAAUUCCCGGGCCCAUCUCUUCAGCUCCCGGCACUCUGCCGAACCCGGGACCCAUGAAUUUUGGCUUGUCCACCCUGGGAUCUACAGCUCAUGUUCUCAUCAGCCCUGCAGCCAUGGUCAGUCCGAAGUCGUCCACCCUCCCUGCUGCAGACCCUCAGCUUCACUGUCAGCCCUCACUAAACCUGAGUCCGGUGGUGCCAGGCUCGCACGGUGUCAUCCACCCCGAGUCCCCCAGCUACGUGAGACAUCCGGUAUCGAUGGUAAAAGUAGAACAGUCGCCUGCACCAGCGACUCCUGAGAGCAUCCAACGGAGACAUCGGGAAACGUUUUUCAAGACCCCUGGCAGCCUUGGAGACCCUGUCUUUAGGAGAAGAGAAAGGAACCAAUCCCGAAAUUCUAGCUCAGCCCAGAGGAGACUAGAAAUCUCUAGCAGCGGGCCUGACUAGCCUGAUGCUUCCGUGGGUGGGGCGGCCUCAGCCUCUGAAGUUCCCUGUGUCCCAGACAAAUGUCCUAAAUGGAACACAGGCCGUCCUGGCCCUCAGCUCCUGUCCUUGCAGUCCCGCCUCCACUGGUCCCGCUAACUUCCCAAUAUCAUGAGUCAUCUAUUUUCCUGGAAGUAAACUAUUACUAAUUAUGCAUUUAACACCAGCGAGAGUCCAGGCUGUGCUCGGCGUCACAGCGGGAAGACUGUGUCUGUCGCUGGUGUGGUCUGAUGGAGAAUCGUCUGAUUUCCGGAAGUCAGUCCUAACAGGCUGCUAGAGCCUUGUGGGUUUUCUGAAGGGGGUUGUCUAGCACUUAACCAGGGUAAGUGUUGGUGUGCCUUCCCACGUGCCCUGAGCAAGUCUGCGAUGAGAACUUUCUCUGCAGCCUAAACACGCUACCGCUCCCUGGGGCCCAGGGGAGCUACCUUCAGUUACAAAUCCUACGGUAUUAUUUAUUUUGUCCCUGAAGCGGGACUUAACUGCACAAAGUUUACAUCAUCCCAACAUGUAUUUUUUUCAGGGUAUCGCGACUUGAAUGUUUAUCUUUUUUUUUUUUUAAAUGAUUUGCCCUGCACUUACUCUACAACUUCUUAAUAAUGUGGAUAAAUGUACAUACAUGACAAAUGUCAAGACCAAAAUAACUGUGAAUGCGCCACCUAGCUGUUAAUGAACUGUGCUGACCACGCCUGGGGAGUGUAGAAACGGAAACUGAAGUCUAGGUGCCUUGUGGCUCUUCCUCCAGUAACUGAACGAUGAGGUUUCCCUGUUUGUUUAAAACAAGACAAAUCCUACUGUGCUCAGCCUCCUCCACUCAGUGGCCUGCGUUUUUUAAUUUAAAUGUUCACUGCAGAGUAUCAGGUGUGCACGCUUUCUUGCACUUGCCUAAGAUGAAUCAGGACGACAGGAACGGGGGAUAUUGGAACCUGGAUGAGAGUUUGGGUUGAAUUAUGAAGCAUGAUGUCACAGAAACAUGUAGAGCAAUAGACUUUUAUUUUUCUUAUUUCCCUCGUGGUAGAGGGGGGAAGAAGGAAAAUGGGCACAUUCUGUCCAUUUUCAAGAGUCCUUCAGCUCUGGCCUUCACAGAACCAUGAGCAGGGGCAGGUGUUCUAACAGAUACAGUUCUGGAAACUGUUGCACAUAGCCCUUUCUGAGCCCUGUUGCUCUAGGGUUCUCUGUACUGCGUUGAUGAGUACUUUUACCUCACUCUUGUCUCUUCAAAAUCAGCCCCUUUGCUUUUCUACUUCCUUUUUUCCUCUUUUCUUCCUUCAGUCUUUUUCUCCUUAAACGUCUUAGAUUUAGAGCCUUAAUAUAAGGCUGUUUUUUUGUUUUUUUUUUUUUUGUAUUUUUGUACCCUGUGAAAUACUAUAUAAAAGAAUAAAAAAUAAUUUAAGAGACUCUGGGAGUCUGAUCCAAGUAGCUUUAUAUUAACUACAGGACACCGUUAGCCUUACUACCCCAACACUAGCGUUUGGAAACUUGAGUUGGGUGGCCUGCUUAACACGUUCGCUACUUAGCAAAUUCUUCACCAACACUAAGCUUAAAAGUUGCAAAAUGGCAUUGUUCCCCUUUUUAAAUUUUCUUUUUCUUGAGUUAGGUUAAAAAUUGCACAGUGGCUAUGACCUUGAACCCACACUACUGGUUCCUUGCUGGAACAUGAAAACGGCCCCCUUUCCGGAGUUUAUCGGACGGACAUGCGUCAAGUAAGUGCUUGCUCGCGUGGAAACCUGUCAUGUUUGUGAACUCCCACAAAGCGUCUUCAUCAGGUCCACAUUUCAGUAGAAGCAAAAACCUUUCCCCUUCUCUUGUUCCUGGAUAGCAAUCAUUUAUUUUAACCUUUUGCUGUUCUUUAUCAUUAAAGUUAUUCUGUUUGUGAACUAGCCUCAAAGAAUUUAUGAUUCUUGGGAGGUAUCAGGAAACAGUUCCAUCAAUAAAAAACAAAAGCUACUUCUGUAUUAGGGUCCCCCUUGGUGUGCCUUUUGGCUCUUCCGGAAGACUAAGGGCGUCUGAAGCUGUACAGGCAGAGCUGAGGGCCUGGGACGGAGAAGCGGCGGCAAUCUGGAGUCUUGUCCAAUUUAGUGCAAGAAGACAUAACUGUUAGUGGAAGGCACGAGCUCCGAGUCAGCACUGGGGGGCUGCGCUGCCUCAGUCCGUGCCGUACCGGGUUUCCAAAACCCUCGAGUUCUGGUACAAGAGUUGGGGGUAUGACUUUUAUACUUGAACCUACCUACCGAGUUUACAUUGCUCAACGUAAGGUGCUAUUUCUGUAUUUAAGGAACUCAAGUGUAAAGCUGCUUUCUGCUUAUUGCACUGCUGGGUCUGUGUAGGUUUUAAUUAUAAUGCUGUGUACUGCUUGGGUUUCGUGGGUCAGGCUCUACUCUUUCCUCGUGGCUAUCUGACAUGUGGCCGUUCACUUGUAACUCUACUACAUGUAAACCAAUCAUUUCUCCUCUUAGAAAAAGAUUAAGCUUCAUGAAGUAGCAGUGAGAAUAAAUGCAUUUAGUAAAA